AUGUCUACACUGGAUCACCAUGUUGUCCUUACAUGUUUACAGUGGAUCACCAUGUUGUCCUUACAUGUCAACACUGGAUCACCAUAUUCUUACAUGUCGUUACUGGAUCACCAUGUUGUUGUUACAUGUCGUUACUGCACGACACUGGAUCACCACGUUGUUGUUACAUGUCGUUACUGCAUCACCCUGUUGUCCUUACAUGCUGACAACGGAUCACCAUGUUGUCCUUAUAUGCUGACAAUGGAUCACCAUGUUGUCCUUACAUGUCGUUACUAUUCAUUAAAUCAAAGAAUUCGAGGUAAAACAUUACGGCUUGAGGAAAGCAGUGUACUUGGGGUAAAACAUUACGGCUGGAGGGUAAAACAUUGCGGAUGGAGGAAACCAGAAAACUUGGGGUAA
Molecule: messenger RNA, 399 nt
Organism: Liolophura sinensis
Lineage: Eukaryota; Metazoa; Mollusca; Polyplacophora; Chitonida; Chitonidae
Exons: 5
Coding region: 1-399 (132 amino acids)
Source: RefSeq, a predicted model, not a curated record